ACAUAAGCCAAUUAGGUUUUGAUGCGGCAUCAACAGACACAUUUGGCAUAGACGGGAAAACGUGUCUACAUUGUCGCAGUUCUACUUUACAGCUGAUAAUAAGAAGUAUCGAGAAAACACAAGAUUUCAAUUAUAGCAUCAGACCACAAAAUUGA
Molecule: messenger RNA, 155 nt
Organism: Trichobilharzia regenti
Lineage: Eukaryota; Metazoa; Platyhelminthes; Trematoda; Strigeidida; Schistosomatidae
Source: the annotation of a GenBank genome assembly